UGGCGACUCUCAUUCUUCUCUCUGAUAUAGCUAAUGCUGGGUCUAUCUUUAUAUGUUUGUAUAUGCUAUGGAGUAAACAGAAAAAAACAAGACACCAAUAUUAGCAUUUAAUUGUUUUACAAUUCGUCAAUAACGAAGUAGGAGAAUAAGAACCAAAUGGCCUCGGCUACGAUGUCGCCAACUGAUGAUGACGAGCUCACUCUUCCUCGUGCAUCAAUUAACAAAAUAAUCAAGGAAAUCUUACCCCAUGUGCGAGUUGCAAAUGAAUCAAGGGAGCUCAUCCUGAACUGUUGUACAGAAUUCAUUCAUUUAUUGUCUUCCGAGGCGAAUGAAAUCUGUAAUCAGCAACAGAAGAAAACUAUAAAUGCAGAACACGUUCUGCAAGCACUUGAAAAAUUAGGUUUUGGCGAUUACAAUGCGGAAGCGGAAGCUGUAUUACGAGACUGCAAAGCUGUAGCGGCUAAAAGAAGGCGUCAAAGUACUAGAUUAGAAAAUUUAGGAAUUCCAGAAGAGGAAUUAUUACGACAACAACAAGAACUAUUUGCUAAAGCAAGAGAGGAACAAGCAGUUGCAGAGCAGCAACAAUGGCAGCAAUUACAGGCUGUUGCACAAAUGGCAUCAAUGCAGCAAGUUGACAGUGAACAGGAAGAUUAUUCAUAAAAUUCAAAGACGACAAAAUUUAUAUUUAAAAACAGUUCCGUGCGUACGCGCAUACAAUCUUGUACUUCAAGAGAAAAAUAUUUCUAAUAUAUCGAACAAAACAUUGAUGAUAAGAAAAUCGAUACAGAUGAAAAUAAUAGUUAAUAAUAAUUAAAAAAUAUUGAAUUAAAAAACGAUGUUAAAUGUAAAUUCCAUAAUUCAUAAGAGUGAAUUCUAUAUUGCACUCGUAUUUUAAGUACUUUAAUUUUAUUAUCAUAAUUUAUAAAAACAAUGUAUCAUAUAAUAAAGCGAAUUAUACCUUUAU
This is a messenger RNA of Formica exsecta, 964 nucleotides long. It is a transcript of the gene NC2beta, whose product is annotated as protein Dr1. Lineage: Eukaryota; Metazoa; Arthropoda; Insecta; Hymenoptera; Formicidae. The coding region runs from base 157 to 660 and encodes 167 amino acids. Gene Ontology annotation, cellular component: negative cofactor 2 complex. The transcript has 2 exons. Gene Ontology annotation, molecular function: general transcription initiation factor activity; TBP-class protein binding; protein heterodimerization activity. Gene Ontology annotation, biological process: negative regulation of transcription by RNA polymerase II; positive regulation of transcription by RNA polymerase II; RNA polymerase II preinitiation complex assembly. The record is from RefSeq and is a predicted model, not a curated record.